UGGACACAUGAAUUAACUCAUGUACAACCUUUUUAACAUGUUUCUUUUUAUUUUAAUACAAAGAUUAUCUGGUAAAACAGUUAGAUUUCUAUGCACUUCUGUGAUUGUAGACAAUGCUGUGUGUGAACAGGACUUUUAUUUUGGAGUGACGACAUGACGUCAUAAGACUGCGCCGAACUCCUUCAUCUGUUGUGAUUCUGAUGAAUAAAGAUGGCGUUCAUUAAAGAGGAGAGUGAAGACAUGAAGAUUGAUUUUAUUAAAGAGGAGACUGAAGAAAUAAAGAUUGAAGAAACAAUCAGUGUGAAACAUGAAGAUACUGAGGAACAAACAGACCUAAUGACACUGAAAGAGACGAGUCAUGAACUUAAUGAAAUGCAAGAAGAGAAAAAACAUUAUGAUAAAUAUAAUGAUUUCAUGACUGGGGAAAGAGCGACACAGGCUAAAAAGUCUUCCUCACGAAAAAGAGCUCAAAAGACAGGAACUAAAAGUUAUUUCACCUGCCAACAGUGUGGAAAGAGUUUCACACGUGAAGACUACCUUAAAGUCCACAUGAGGAUUCAUACGGGAGAAAAGCCUUACACCUGCCAACAGUGUGGAAAGAGUUUCAGUCAAAAAGGAAAUCUUAAAGACCACAUGAGAAUUCACACUGGAGAGAAACCUUUCACCUGCCAACAAUGUGGACAGAGUUUCAGUCAAAAAGGAAGUCUUAAAGUCCACAUGAGAAUUCACACUGGAGAAAAGCCUCACACCUGCCAACAGUGUGGAAAGAGUUUCCCUGUAAAAGGAAGACUUAUAGUCCACAUGAGAAUUCACACUGGAGAGAGCCCAUUCGCCUGCCAACAGUGUGGACAGAGUUACAAAGAAAAAGGAAAACUUGAAAUCCACAUGAGAAUUCACACUGGAGAAAAGCCUCACACCUGCCAACAGUGUGGAAAGAGUUUCAGUAGAAAAGGAAGUCUUACAGCCCACAUGAAUAUUCACACUGGAGAGAAGCCAUACACAUGUGAUCAGUGUGGAAAGAGUUUCACACAUAAAUUGACCCUUUAUAACCACAUGAAUAUUCAUACCGAAGAGAAGCCAUUCAUUUGUGAUAAGUGUGGUAAGAGUUUCAGAUUAAAAGGUAACCUUAAGAGCCACACGAGGAUUCACUCGAAAGAGAAGUCUUUUAGAAGUCAUCACUGUGGAAAUAGCAGAGGUAUCAGCUCCUCCAACCAAUCUGCAGUUCAGUCAACAAAGCCCCGCCCACUGCAAUUACUUAAUGAAGCUCCUCAUAUAGCAGUCACAUCACCAGUGAAGCUCCUCCCACAGCAGUUCAUCAAUAAAUGCUGGAAUAUUCCCAUCAGAAGAGCACUGAAGCAUCAGGAAGAGCUGAAAACCGCAGAGAACAUGAGUGAUCCAGAACCCUGCAGAAUGAAACACACUGAAGAUACUGAAGAACAAAGAGACCUGAUGGAAGAAAGCGAGGAGAGUGAAGAACUAAAGACAUUUCUAAAGAAAAGAGCCAAGAAAUCUUUCACCUGCACUCAGUGUGGAAAGAGUUUCUCAACCAAACAACAUCUUAAGGAUCACAUGAGAGUUCAUACAGGAGAGAAGCCGUUCACAUGUGAUCAGUGUGGGAAGAGCUACAGUCAAUCAUCAAGCCUUAAAGCACACAUGAGGAUCCACACCGGAGUGAGACCAUUCACAUGUCACCAAUGUGACAAAACAUUUCUUGGGGAAUCAACCUUAAAGAAACACCUGAGAGUUCAUACAAAGGAGAAGCCAUAUUCAUGUUCUGUGUGUGGAAAUAGUUUUUCACAGCUGCAUUAUUUACAUAAACAUGAGAAAAUACACACUGGUGUGAGAGAGUACAUGUGCUUUGAGUGUGAGAAGACUUUUACUAUAGCAAACCAUUUAAAACAGCACCAGAGAACUCACACUGGAGAAAAACCUUACAAGUGUUCACACUGUGACAAGAGAUUCAGUCAGUCAUCAUCUCUGAAAACACAUGAGAUGAUCCACACUGGAGAAAAACCUUACAAGUGUUCACAGUGUGACAAGAGAUUCAGUCUGUCAUCAAAUCUGAAAACACAUGAGAGGAUUCACACUAGAGAAAAACCUUACAAUUGUUCACAGUGUGACAAGAGAUUCAGUCAGUCAUCACAUCUGAAAACACAUGAGAGGAUCCACACUGGAGAAAAACCUUACAAGUGUUCACAGUGUGACAAGAGAUUCAAUCAGUCAUCAUGUCUGAAAACACACAAGGAGAUCCACAGCAGAGAGAAGCGGCACACGUGUGAUCGGUGUGGAAAGAGUUUCUCUUUUAAAAAUCAGCUGAAGAUACACAUGAAGAUCCAUGCAGUGGAGAAACCACAUCACCACAGUCUGCAAUCAUGAUAAGUAGUUCAUCUUUAUGUGCUGAGCAACAAUCCCUCUUCUGUGUAAGGUAGACAAAUCUCUCCUCUCCACCUAUAGUUGGCGCUGUUGCUCUGUGGCUGCUGUUGAAUUAUCCAGGUUGUGAAUGAGGAGAGACCCCGAAAUGCCUCAUUCAUUCAUUUAUUCAUAGUUAACUGUUUCUCAAUAUGUGCUCUUGUCUGUACUUGUUUGAACGUCAUCAGUCGCUGUCCAAGUACUGUUCCAAUUCAAAGUUCACAUCUAGCCAAGUACAGUUCAAAUCCCCGGAUGUGUUCUUGAUCCGCCAUUUUAUCGAGGAUGCAUUGAGAGGUGACUUGUGCGGACUUGAGACAGCCAGGUAUCCCAGAAUGCAUCUUGCACUAACCAGCAAGUGUCAGCAGCAGAGGAGAAAACCCAUGUAACACACUACUGUUAUUAUGUCAUGAUAUGUAGUUUUAAGAGUUUUCAGGCAUGUAAGAAUGUACUGGUUUAAAGCUCAAAUUUGUGGUUUAUUGAUAAAAGUAGCACCUAUUUGGAGUUGUGAGAUCCAGAUGAUCACUGGGCGCUCAUGUACCCCGCUGAGAGCAUCCUUACCUCGGCUAGUCCUUCUGACGUUUGCCGCUGGCUCUGAUGUCUCUGUAGUGCUUAAACAUAAUAUAAUUCAUCUUUUGUAAAUCUAACGGGUGAUCUUUGGUCUCAUAAAUCUAUAAUUUGUUGAACUAAAAGUGAAAUCUCAUAACUUAUAGUUUACUGUUGUAGCCUAUUAGAGCGCUGACUUUGUAUGUUUGACUGAAUCAUUUGCUUUAUUUUUCAUUGUAGCUUCUUAUACCUUUUGCUUAUACUUAUAUAAUGGGUAUUUGGCUAUUGUUGGCCAUUAAAACUGACAUUUAACAAAAAGAGUCAGGGGUGUGUUUUAUAUUUGCAGACUAUAUGCACAUAUUGACACAUAUGUUUGAUAUUUUU
This is a messenger RNA of Ctenopharyngodon idella (grass carp), 3336 nucleotides long. RefSeq names its product zinc finger protein 845-like. Lineage: Eukaryota; Metazoa; Chordata; Actinopteri; Cypriniformes; Xenocyprididae. The record is from RefSeq and is a predicted model, not a curated record. Gene Ontology annotation, biological process: regulation of immune system process; negative regulation of transcription by RNA polymerase II; regulation of cytokine production. The transcript has 5 exons. The coding region runs from base 211 to 2376 and encodes 721 amino acids.